UUUUCAAUGUGUUUCAUGUUAUUUAACUUGAGGUGGUGCCUUGAAGAGAUACGUUGCGCAAAGCAGUUAAACUAUAGAAAGCAGUCGGGUCUUGCUAGUCUUGCUCGUAAGGCGUCGUCAUGCGACCCUCACACUUUGUGAUGUCAUGUGUCAUCGUCUGUGUACUAGCACAGUCAAGUCUUGCUUCAAAAGGCAAACCAUCGGCAGGUAUUAAAUGCAGCCACCGUGUUAAAAAACAACUGGGCGCCAGCCCCCCUCGGCCCAUCGUACUUUACUCCCAAUUAAUGAACCAAUGGGUAGACAAAGGAGUAAGUCUACAAGGAAGUCACCGGGCAGAAAAAAGGCUUGGAAAUAACUUGCAAGGACAAGACAACAGCAACGUGGUGAAUGCCCAGCAGGGAUUGAAAGAGAGACAGAAAGAAUUACAAGGAAAAGGGGGGAGACACCGAGGGGAUGGGGAAGGAAGCGUUGUGAAUGUACAGCAAGAAUGGAAAGAGAGACAGAAAGAAUUACAAGGAAAUGGGGGGAGACACCGAGGGAAUGGGGAAGGAAGUGUUGUGAAUGCACAGCAAGAAUGGAAAGAGAGACAGAAAGAAUUACAAGGAAAAGGGGGUAGACACCGAGGGGAUGGGGAAGGCAGCGUCGUGAAUGCACAGCAAGAAUGGAAAGAGAGACAGAAAGAAUUACAAGGGAAAGGAGGGAGACACCGAGGGAAUGGGGAAGGCAGCGUUGUGAAUGCACAGCAAGAAUGGAAAAGAGAGACAAAAAGAAUUACAAGGAAAAGGGGGUAGACACCGAGGGAAUGGGGAAGGCAGCGCUGUGAAUGCACAGCAAGAAUGGAAAGAGAGACAGAAAGAAUUACAAGGAAAAGGGGGGAGACACCGAGGGAAUGGGGAAGGAAGCGUUGUGAAUGCACAGCAAGAAUGGAAAGAGAGACAGAAAGAAUUACAAGGAAAAGGGGGGAGACACCGAGGGAAUGGGGAAGGCAGCGCUCUGAAUGUACAGCAAGAAUGGAGAGAGAGACAGAAAGAAUUACAAGGAAAAGGUGGGAGACAUCGAGGGAAUGGGGAAGGCAGCGCUGUGAAUGUACAGCAAGAAUGGAAAGAGAGACAGAAAGAAUUACAAGGGAAAGGGGGGGAGACACCGAGGGAAUGGGGAAGGCAGCGUUGUGAAUGCACAGCAAGAAUGGAGAGAGAGACAGAAAGAAUUACAAGGAAAAGGGGGUAGACACCGAGGGAAUGGGGAAGGCAGCGCUGUGAAUGCACAGCAAGAAUGGAGAGAGAGACAGAAAGAAUUACAAGGAAAAGGGGGUAGACACCGAGGGAAAGGGGAAGGCAGCGCUGUGAAUGUACAGCAAGAAUGGAGAGGAGAGACAGAAAGAAUUACAAGGAAAAGGUGGGAGACACCGAGGGAAUGGGGAAGGAAGCGUUGUGGAUGCACAGCAAGAAUGGAAAGAGAGACAGAAAGAAUUACAAGGAAAAGGGGGGAGACACCGAGGGAAUGGGGAAGGAACUAUGAUAAAUAAGCAAUAAAAAGCGUAGUUGCGAAUAUUGGAUUAAUGACAGGAUAGAAUGAGGAUAUGAACUGUGCUCGCGACAAAAUGUAUACUAAACAAAAAACAAUGCAGAUGAUUAUGCAGAGAUGCUGUAUGACAACAAUGAUUUAUUCCACAAGUAAAGCUUUACAAUGCACAUGAAUUUUUGUCACACA
Messenger RNA from Nematostella vectensis (starlet sea anemone), 1710 nucleotides. RefSeq lists its product as uncharacterized. The record is from RefSeq and is a predicted model, not a curated record. The transcript is spliced from 2 exons. NCBI's taxonomy places the organism in Eukaryota, Metazoa, Cnidaria, Anthozoa, Actiniaria, Edwardsiidae. Bases 120 to 791 code for a protein of 223 amino acids.